This is a messenger RNA of Ilex paraguariensis (yerba mate), 747 nucleotides long. The record is from the annotation of a GenBank genome assembly. NCBI's taxonomy places the organism in Eukaryota, Viridiplantae, Streptophyta, Magnoliopsida, Aquifoliales, Aquifoliaceae.
AUGAUUAAGCCUAAGAAAGAGGAAGGUAGAUAUGGUAAAGACAUGCUGCAGGACCUCCGGAUUGCACCACCCUUUUCUAUCAUCACUAAGGUGAAAUGGAUUACAUGGGAACCUCCAGCUAUGACUAUGAUGAAAUUAAAUGUUGAUGGAGCUUCAAAAGGUCUGAUGGUCAGGUUGGUGCACUGGAUGUCUGGGGUAUUGGGUUUUGUUGAUCUGGGUUUUUCCUGGACCUUGUUUUGGUUUUAUGAGGUGUCUCAUUGUUGUCCAUUGCUGUUUUUGGUUGGGCACCUGUGUGUUUCUGGUCUGCCUGGGCUGUUCCUGUUUGUCCUGACUCCUCCCCUGUGUUCAAUGGCAUGGCUGGUUUUGCUUCUGCUGCCUGCUGUUUUGCUGCCCCUGUUCUUUGAUGCUGCCUGUCCUGGACUGGAGCUCCUUUGCUCUUCUGGGUUCCAGCUUUAUUGCAGCUGCUGGGAUCCUCAUUGCUUGGCCUACCUCAGAUGGGACCCUGUGGCCUUGCUGGGCAUUAUGGAUUCAUGUGGGGUUCUUGUUGGUUCUGGGUUGAAGGGCACUGCUCACGUGACUGCUCAUGGGACUGCUCCCGUGAACAGUGUUAAUGCCAGAAGUCGAAUUGGAAAUUGCAAUAGGCUUUCCAAACCUGGCAUUGGGUGUCCAUGUGGAGGAGAGUUUGCGGCUGAUGACUGCUGGCUUGACGGGUACCAUGAAGACAGUGCACCCCGUCCUUCAUAUUGA